CUACUCACUGUUGCUAAAACGAGGUUCGCACAGUAUGGCUGCCAAUUGAUAGAAAUAAGGCUGUAUUAUGUAUAACUUUGAUAUAUUUCUCGCAGAUCAGAUACUAGUUAGAAUAAUCAAGGUCAUGUAGACUGCAAAUCAAUGUAGUGUGUGGAGUAUAGAAAUUGUGCUGUUGAAGUCUAUUGAGUGUGAAAAUAACUUCAAUUUUAUCAAUCAUAACUAAUGAUGCUUAAGAAGGAUAGGCAUCUAUAAUAGGAUUCCAUCUUUUUAUUUUCUUAAAUGAUAGAUGGUAGAAAUUUAAAGGGUCUUAAUACCCUUUACUAUACAUGCCCUUCCAUAUGGGUAUCUGGAAAAGACUUCAGAACAGGGCAUACAUUGUCCUAGCUAUUUAAAGCCGAAGAUUCAAGCAGAUUGCUUACUCUAGUACACAGCUAUCAUAAUGCCAUCAAUAUCAACAGAGAGCGCCUCAAGUUGUAAAGUAGGAGAUAGAGAAUGGUAUUCAUUCCUUGCCUCCAGCUUGGUAACUUUUGGAAGUGGUUUUUUUGUGAUUCUGAUCUACCGUAUUGUGGUGUGGCUAUGUUGUAGGAAGAAAAAAUGUUUGAAUGUAGCCUCAUCUAGUGCAAAGGCAAAUUUGGAUCAAAAGCACUUUCUGAAGUCAUCAGAUCCAGAAAUAGGAUGGAUGACAGAGGCAAAAGACUGGGCUGGAGAAUUAAUAUCAGGGCAGACAACAACAGGACGAAUACUUGUAGGACUGGUGUUUUUGCUGAGUAUAGCAUCUUUGAUAAUAUAUUUUAUUGAUGCAUCUACGAACACAACAGUUGAAACGUGUCUCCCCUGGUCUUCCAGUACUACUCAACAAGUAGACUUGGCAUUCAAUGUUUUUUUUAUGAUUUAUUUUUUUAUUAGGUUUGUUGCAGCUAACGAUAAAUUGUGGUUUUGGGUAGAACUUUUUUCAUUUGUGGAUUACUUUACAAUACCACCAUCCUUUGUUGCCAUUUAUCUUGAUAGGAACUGGCUAGGACUCAGAUUUUUGAGAGCACUUCGGUUAAUGUCAAUCCCUGAUAUUCUCACUUAUUUAAAUGUAUUGAAGACCAGUACAUUGAUAAGGCUUGUUCAGCUCGUAGUUUCCUUUGUUUCAUUAUGGCUAACAGCAGCUGGAUUUUUACAUUUGCUGGAAAACUCAGGUGACCCUUUUUUUAACUUCAGCAAUAUACAGAAAUUAACAUAUUGGGAAUGUCUCUACUUUCUUCUUGUAACUAUGUCAACUGUUGGCUUUGGAGACAUUUAUGCUACUACUGUGCUUGGCAGAACAUUUGUAGUCAUCUUCAUCAUGAUAUUUAUCGGUUUGUUUGCCAGUUUUAUACCAGAAAUUGCUGAGAUAUUAGGUAAAAGGCAGAAAUAUGGCGGCUCAUAUAAAAAAGAAAGAGGAAAACGACAUGUUGUAGUUUGUGGAUAUAUAACCUAUGACUCAGUGUCCAACUUUUUGAAAGAUUUUUUGCACAAAGACAGAGAAGAUGUUGAUGUUGAAAUUGUUUUUUUACACAAGGGUUUACCUGGAUUAGAAUUAGAAGGGCUGUUGAAACGACAUUUUACACAAGUGGAGUAUUUUUGGGGUUCUGUAAUGGAUGCAAAUGAUUUAGAACGUGUGAAGAUACAACAAGCAGAUGCAUGUUUAGUUUUAGCAAACAAGUAUUGUCUUGAUCCUGAUCAAGAAGAUGCUGCAAAUAUUAUGAGGGUUAUCUCCAUAAAAAACUACCAUUCUGAUAUUAAAGUAAUUGUACAACUGCUGCAAUACCACAACAAAGCUUACUUACUAAACAUCCCUAGCUGGGAUUGGAAAAGAGGAGAUGAUGCUGUUUGUGUGGCAGAAUUAAAACUUGGGUUUAUUGCCCAAAGCUGUUUAGCUCCAGGAUUUUCCACUUUGAUGGCUAAUCUUUUCACAAUGCGAUCUUACAAACCAACACCAGAAAUGGCACAAUGGCAGACAGAUUAUAUGAGAGGCACUGGAAUGGAGAUGUACACUGAAUAUUUAUCUAGUGCUUUUAACUCAUUAACCUUUCCAGAGGCAGCUGAGCUCUGCUUUACCAAACUUAAACUACUAUUGUUAGCCAUUGAAGUCCGUCAGGAAGAUACCAGAGAAAGCACUUUGGCUAUCAAUCCAGGGCCAAAAGUAAAAAUUGAGAAUGCAACACAAGGUUUCUUCAUAGCAGAAUCUGCAGAAGAAGUAAAAAGAGCAUUUUACUACUGCAGAACUUGUCAUGGAGAGGUAACAGAUGUAAGGUUAAUUAAAAAAUGCAAGUGUAGACCACUUGCAAUGUUCAAGAAGGGAGCUGCAGCAGUUCUAGCACUUCAAAGAACACCAGGUCUAUUAACAGAGCAAGAAGCUGAAACUGAUAAAGAUAAAGAAAAGAAAUCUAAAGACUCUAAAGAAACGAAUAUGAAUGUAGUCACAACAAAGCCAACAACAAGCUCAUUUGCCUCUAGUGAUGAUAGCCAGUCAGGCCUGAGUCUUGACCGGCAUCAGAUGCGGGAUGAGAAGAAUUAUCUUUUGUUAAAAACCAAGAAAAAGGAGAAAGAAACUGUACUGGUUUUGGAUGCACCAAUGAAGUCUCGACUUUCCAUGCCUGCUGCUAAGCCAAAGCCACAAGAAGAGCCAGCACCAGCACUACCUAUACCAAUGGAUGAGCCAAGAAAAUUUGAUUCAACUGGCAUGUUUCAUUGGUGCCCAGACAGACCCCUUAAUGAUACAUUAUUGGACCGAAGUCAGGCAUCGUCUAGUGGAUUACGAAACCAUGUCGUUGUAUGUCUCUUUGCUGAUGCAGCAUCACCUUUGAUUGGUCUUAGAAAUUUAGUGAUGCCUUUACGAGCAAGCAAUUUUCAUUACCAUGAGCUCAAACAUGUAAUUAUUGUUGGCAAUUUAGAAUACCUGCAUAGAGAGUGGAAGACACUGCAAAAUUUUCCUAAACUUUCCAUCCUACCGGGCUCACCUUUAAAUCGUGCAAAUCUUCGAGCUGUGAACAUCAACCUUUGUGAUAUGUGUGUAAUUGUAUCUGCAAAAGAUCGAAAUAUGGAAGAUCCCAAUUUGGUUGAUAAAGAAGCCAUACUUUGUUCUUUGAAUAUAAAAGCUAUGACAUUUGAUGAUACUGUUGGUUUAAUACAGUCUUCAAGCAAUACAAAAACUUUUGUACCUGGAGGAUUUUCACCCCUCUUAGAAGCAAAAAGAUCACAAGCAGGUGCAAAUGUUCCACUUAUUACAGAACUUGCCAAUGACUCGAAUGUACAAUUCCUUGAUCAAGAUGAUGAUGAUGACCCUGACACAGAACUCUACAUGACUCAACCUUUUGCAUGUGGGACAGCAUUUGCUGUCAGUGUCCUUGAUUCUCUAAUGAGCACAAGCUAUUUCAACGACAAUGCCCUCACGUUAAUAAGGACAUUGAUAACUGGUGGAGCAACACCAGAACUAGAACAAAUCUUGGCCGAAGGUGCCGGGAUGAGGGGAGGAUAUUGUUCUCCUGCUGUAUUAGCUAACAGAGACAGAUGUAGGGUGGCCCAAAUAUCAUUAUUUGAAGGGGCAUUAUCUCAGUUUGGGGGUGGAAAGUAUGGAGAUUUGUUUGUGCACGCCCUGCGCAACUAUGGAAUUCUAUGCAUUGGGUUGUACAGAUUUAGAGACACAAAUGAAUCAGUGCGUAGUCCAUCUUCCAAGCGCUAUGUUAUCACUAAUCCACCAGAGGACUUUCUUUUGUUGCCAACAGACCAGGCCUUCUGUCUUCAGCCUUUUAACUACAAUGAUAUUGUAAGAAAGAUGAAACGUCGUCCCAAGAGUAGUGGGCAACGAAGUGAAAAUAGUGAAACCGAUAUCUAAAAUUCGAUCAAUAUAAUUGUAGUUAAUCACUCGUCACCAUUCAUUUUACUGACAUUGAAGGAAUUUAUUGGCUACCAUUGGUGGAAUAAAAUAUAUUUUUAAAGAGGUCUUUAGGAUUAAAGUUCUAUUUUUUUAAACUAUUGCUGCAGUUAAUGCGCUAUUUUUUGUUACCAGUUGCUGUGCUUACUACAUCUUUCUUUAUUUAAAGAAAAGAAAAAAAAAUUCUCAUGAUUAUUGUUUGGUAAAGUUUGCUUUUGCAUAAAUUUCUGUUUGAAUUCCAUGAUUUUAACUAACAAAAGCUAAUUCCAACAUUAAUUGUUUUGAAUCAAUCAGGCUGCAAAAACUUAAUUUUAUUUAUGUUACAAAAAAAGUUUUAAAGUGGUUUACAUUGUUCUUAAAAUGAACAUCUGCUUUGGUUUUGUGUUGACAACUUAUCAAAUUAUAAAUUUCAAAAGCAGCUGUCAACUUUUUAUCAUGACUUGAACCUGGUUACGUUGAUUAAAUGAAAGCACUAUUUGAGACCUAAUACCACCAUUUUAAAACAAUGUUAUCGAAAGAAGGUGAUUUCAAUAAUUUUUUUAAAAAUCCACUGGUGGUAGCCCAUAAUCAAACAACUGAUUACUUUAUUUGUAUAUACAUAAAUCAACAUAGCCAUCUUUUUUAGUCUGUUUUAAAGUUUUAUUUUCCACUUGAGGGUCAUAAAACUUUUAAUAGAUAUUAUCAUAUAAAUGCCCUAUUUCUUUUCAUACAUAAUGCUUUUUUGUUUGUUAGUACUUACUUUUGUAAAAUAAAAUAUAAUUGAGUUAUUUCAAUUAAAAUAAAAAUAGGACUAAGCUCUAGAAUUUUAUGCAAUAAGAUUUCAAUAUCUUAAAAGUAAGCAGUUGUCUUUUCUUGUAAGUCUUAGGCAGGGUAUAAUGAAAAUAGACAUACACUUUUUCAAUAUAUGAAAGUGUGUGGACCAUAAUAUAUACAUCAUAGCAACCAGAUAAACAUCUCACUGAUUCCUAAAAAAAUGUUCUUUACUAUUACUGGUUGAAAUAUAUAAUAAGUAUAUGAUACCCAGGGUGCUGUAAAGGUAAUGUUUCUAUUUUGUAUAUUGAAAUUUUUAAAACAGGACAUUUAAAUAAGAAACUAUAUGAAGAGAACUGAAGACUUAAGAUCAUUUAAAAAAUGUAUUACCUGCUUUUUACAGAAACAGAAAUGGAAAAUUAUCAACAUUGAAAUACAUUUAUAUUAGCAGUGUUUAAAAUUAUUUUUUUUACAGAUCUAUGUUUUAAAAGUAUAAUUUUAAAAAUAAUUUUCAAUAUAUUUAUAUAAUUUUUAGAAUUUAAUAUAUGAUGUGUCCAUAAAUAAUUAUAUCACUGAAAAGAUUUUAGUUAUGAUUAUUCAUAUAUUUCAAGUGCAUAUUAAAGCAAACAUUAUUGAAGGAAAAGAUUCCUUAGAAAAUGAGGAGAUUAAAGAUAAAAUUUUGUACUGUUGAAGUACUCUUCAAGACAUAAAGAUUUAAUUAGAAACUGGAAAAGUGUAUUAUGCUAUCAAGAUUGCAUGUUUGUUCAUUAGUGGUAUAGACUGCAAUACAUCUGUUAAUUUCUGAAUUUACAAACAUUUUAAUACAGCAACUUUCAGGCAUAGCCAUGUAAUAACAAUUUAUCUUUGUAGCGUCCUAUUUGUAUGUCAUAAAUGGCUGUAGAUUUAACUAUUUUUAAAAUGAAGAAAAAAGUAAGAUGUGAAUGUUUAUUGCUCUAUAUAUUCAUUAUUUUAUCAUGUGAAAGAUUUAAUUUUCAACUUAAUUUUCAUUUUCAUGAUUCAGUCAACAUUAAUCAUUUAAUUACAUUUUUAAUUUUUUAGUCCUCAUGUAAAGUCUUAAAAUGGUGAUUGACUUGUAAAUAUGUUUGAUAGAACUUGAUACAGUAUUUGAAUAAGAGUUUUUAAUAAGAGUCUGAAAGAAUGAAUUACUGGUUUUAAAUCAAAAUUUGUUUACCAAUUAUUUUUAAUGUACAAGUGCACAGCCUGUUAAUUAUCAAAUGUUUGGUAUAGAUUACUUGCUGUGCCUUCAGAUUUAUUGUGCUUGUGAGUUUUUUUUUUUGGUACAUAGCUAUCGACAGUAAUUUCACAAUUUAACAAAAAAAAUCACAUUUGUAAGUUACUGCACUAAAAUAACUACUUGAAAAGGUGAUUGUUUUGUUUGUAAAUAGUAUGAAAGUGAUUUGAAAUAUUUUAAAAUGAUUUUUCCUAAGUUCUCCCAUGUAUUACCUAUAUGCAAUUGAUUCAAUAAAUAAUAAUUAGUGUUAACCAAAAUCUUGAGGUUGAUGAAUUGACUAACAUUUUGAAUUUAGUUUUUUUUUUUUUGUUUGAACCCAUGUGUUACUGUACUGAAAGGUGUGUAGCUUGUGUUUGUAUAAAUGUACAGAAAUAGUUUGUGGUGUGCAACAGCAAAUUUACUGAACUAAAGUAGAUGGUAACAAUUUGUAUAUCUAGUUUAGCCUGUGAUUAAAAAUAAGUAAAUAUUAAGUAGUUCACCCAGUCUGUUUAUCAUCCAACAUCUUUUACCUUAUAUUUACAAAUUAAAUAUUUAGAUGUAAAUAGGUAAUGUAGGCGCUCUGCAUGAACUGUGAUAUGUACAAAAACGUUUUAGCAAACACUUGUUUACUUAUAUUCUUGGUAAGCUGUUGAUGUAGUUCACUUUUGUCUCCCACUAUGGGUUUUCUUAUGUUGGUCUGUAGCACACACAAGUAUUGAAGUAAUACAAUUACUUUCUUCCAAAGUUGAUUUGUUUAUAUAAUAUAAAUUAUAAAUAGCUAUUUCCAUGAAAAUAAAUUAUAUGUGGGCUUGAGAUUUUUAAAAUUGUUGAUAUAAAUUACAUGCCUCUACACUUUGCUUGAACAGUGUAUCAUACUUUUUAUAUCACCACUUUGCAUGUUAUGCUAUCAGUUUUAAAUAUGCAGAUCAGUUAUGAACAAUAACGUUUAUCUUUAAUUCCCAUCAGUUAAAAUUUAAUUAACUGAAAAAUAAACUUCUAAUUACUUUUCAUUUUUGAAAACUACAUACACAGCAAGCCUUUAAAAUACUGAUAGAAACAUUGUUAAAAAUUAAACAUGAAAGUCAAUUUAAAUGUCACACCAGUAUUCAGACAUCAAUGUUUUUUAUGAUAAAAAAUUAACUACAUUAGGGUCCAUACUGAAAAUAAUUUGUAUCCUGCUAGAAUAGCUAUGUUAUGUGUCUGUUCACAUUUUUAAUAAUGCAGAAACAUUUAAUAAAAACUUGAUACUACUAGAGCAGUAUUUGCUUAUGGUGUGAAGUUUGCUUUGGAAUAUACUCUUAAUUAAUAGAUAGGCCUACAUACUGUUGCACCUUGAAUAUUAUGUGUUAAAAUGUGUUUUUUUUUGUGAAUUCAAGAUAAGUAAAAUUAUUUUAACAUCAUGUAACAUCUUGAAACAAGUAGUAGAAAGAAGUCGGUGUCCACAAUGUGUAUUGUAGAUCUAGAAUCUCGAUAUAUUUGUAUGUUUACAGUAUUCAUGCUACAAUAGAAUAGUUAGGUUCUAAACUGACCUAUUAGAAUGUUAAUUUCCUCUCUAACUUGUCAGUAUUAUAUUUUAAAUCUAUCAGCAUUGCUAAAAAUAUUAUCCACUACAUUUAAUAUUUCAUUUUAUCUGGAAACAUAUUAUUUCAUAAAAAGAAUGCUGAUGCGUUAAUUUUAGCUUCAAUUUGAUAAAGCUAAUAUUUCAUUUAAGCUAAUGACAUUUUUUUUAUUAAUGCUAAUCACUAGCCUUUUCAACAAAGGUAUUAAAAUAUAUCCAUAGAUAAAAUCAAAACAAGUAGUGUUUAUUGUAACAAGAUAUGUAAAACUUGUUUCAUAUCCUUUAAACCUCUUGCACAGCAUGCUUACAAUAUGAACAUGGUGUAAUUCUGAACUAAUGAAUUUCAAUCAAAUAUAAGCUUUACUUUAUUCCAAUAAAUCUGUACAUACUUUUUCCAAGAUAGUCAGUUUUUAGCAAGUUGCAUUUUCUGUUUUGGAUUGGAUUUUGAACAAACCUUUAUUCAUUGUCUGGAUUGUGUUAUCUCACUUGUUUUCCCAGAUUUAUCUGUUCUUUGCUCCUCAUUUUCAACUAUUUGCUCCCAUUUUUUUACAUGCCCUAUUUUAAAAAAUAAAAUUUCUUAAGAACAAAUA
Physella acuta is the source of this 8030-nucleotide messenger RNA. RefSeq names its product calcium-activated potassium channel slowpoke. NCBI's taxonomy places the organism in Eukaryota, Metazoa, Mollusca, Gastropoda, Physidae. The record is from RefSeq and is a predicted model, not a curated record. Gene Ontology annotation, molecular function: large conductance calcium-activated potassium channel activity. Gene Ontology annotation, cellular component: postsynaptic membrane. Gene Ontology annotation, biological process: potassium ion transmembrane transport.